Molecule: messenger RNA, 4200 nt
Organism: Macrobrachium nipponense
Lineage: Eukaryota; Metazoa; Arthropoda; Malacostraca; Decapoda; Palaemonidae
Product: zinc finger protein OZF-like
Exons: 1
Coding region: 9-1202 (397 amino acids)
Biological process (GO): regulation of transcription by RNA polymerase II
Molecular function (GO): DNA-binding transcription factor activity, RNA polymerase II-specific; RNA polymerase II cis-regulatory region sequence-specific DNA binding
Source: RefSeq, a predicted model, not a curated record
CACAUGAAAUGAAUUUAACAGCGAAUGAAAAACAUCCACAAACUUGCAAAAAGGAAGUAAAACAAGAAAGAAGGAUCCGAGACAAUGGAGAGAAGCCUUUCAGAUCAACUGACUGUGAAAAAGCAUUUUACAAGAAAAUUAAUCUCACAAGUGAUAUCACAAAUCCUACCAGAGAGAAAAAAUUCAUGUGCAAUGACUGUGGGAAAACGUUUUCCCAGAAAAAUACUAUUAAAGUUCACAUGAAAUUCCAUACUGGAGAGAAGCCAUUCAUGUGUAAGGAAUGUGGGAAAGCAUUUCCCAGGAAAGAUUAUCUUACAGCUCAUACGAGAAUCCAUAAUGGAGAGAAGCCAUAUAUGUGCAAGGAAUGUGGGAAAGCAUUUCCCAGGGAAGAUGAUGUUACAGCUCAUAUGAGAAUCCAUAAUGGAGAGAAGCCAUUCAUGUGCAAGGAAUGCGGGAAAGCAUUUUCCCACAAACCACAUCUUACAAGUCAUAUUAGAAUCCAUACCGGAGAGAAGCCAUUCAUGUGCAAGGAAUGUGGGAAAGCAUUUUCCUACAAAUCAAGUCUUACACAUCAUAUGAAAAUCCAUACUGGAGAGAAGCCGUUCAUGUGCAAGGAAUGUGGGAAAGCAUUUCCAAGGAAAGGUAAACUUAAAAUGCAUAUGAGAAUCCAUACCGGAGAGAAGCCAUUCAUGUGCAAGGAAUGUGGGAAAGCAUUUUCCCACAAACCACAUCUUACAAGUCAUAUGAGAAUCCAUACCGGAGAGAAGCCAUUCAUGUGCAAGGAAUGUAGGAAAGCAUUUUCCCACAAAUCACAUCUUACAACUCAUAUGAGAAUCCAUACCGGAGAGAAGCCAUUCGUGUGCAAAGAAUGUGGGAAAGCAUUUCCCAGGAAAGUUUAUCUUACAGCUCAUAUGAGAAUCCAUAAUGGAGAGAAGCCAUUCAUGUGCAACGAAUGUGGGAAAGCAUUUUCCCAAAAACCAAAUCUUACACUUCAUAUGAGAAUCCAUAAUGGAGAGAAGCCAUUCAUGUGCAAAGAAUGUGGGAAAGCAUUUUCCCAGAAACCAAGUCUUACACUUCAUAUGAGAAUCCAUAAUGGAGAGAAGCCAUUCAUGUGCAAAGAAUGUGGGAAAGCAUUUUCCCGGAAACCAAAUCUUACUCGUCAUAUGAGGUCGCAUACUGGAGAGGAAAAAGAAACAACAUGAUAAAAUAAACCAGUUAAGGGCAGAGAAAUCUCACAACAUACCAACUAUAUGACAGAUGAAAAUCACUCAUAAAAUCUGCUCAAGAAAAUAUGGAAAAUAAAGAAAAAAUACAGAAUAGGGGAUGAACAAGUGAGUGGAAAACUGGCAGAACACUAAGCCAAUAUAAAGACCCUAGCUUCACAAAUCGGAAACAAGCAACAGAAGAUAAAAGUAAAACAGAUAAAUAGGCAGUUUGGUGAAAAUCCAAAGAUUGUGUAUAGGAAGAUGACGAAAGAAACAGUGGAGGUAUGAACACAACUUAACAAGGAAGACCUAGAGAGAUUUUGGAAGCCACUGUUUGACAACACCAAGAGAAUUCAUGGAUAGACACUAUUAGGCAGAAGAACAGCUAGAAACUGCAAAUGCCACCAAUAAAGUUCACCAUAGAAAAAGUAACAAAGAAAAUAAAAGAAUAUAGUAAUUUCAAGACACCAGGAAUAGACUACACCACAUUUAUGCGCAAGCAUUCUCAAGAAUAGUAAGAGGAGGAGAAGAAUCACUUGAGUGGAUUACAACAGGAAGCACUAACCUUCUCCCUAAAAGCUCCGAGGCUGAGCUCCCUAAGAAAUAUAGGUCCAUCUGCUGCCAACCAACAGCCUACAAAUGGCUAACAGGAGUCAUAGCAGACGAGAUCUGUGAACACCUAGAUCAAGUCAAAAUAUAUGGAAAAAUAACGAAAAAGAUGUACAAGAAACAAACUAGGCACUAAAGAUCAACUGCUAAUACACAAAACAAUAUUAAAAGAUUGUAAGAAAAAGCAAAGGAAUCUUAAUAUGAUAGAUUACAAGAAGGCAUUUGACACCGUGCUGCGCACCUGGAUAUUCAAAUGUAUGGAAUUAGACAUCAAUGAGGAAAUAAGAUCUUUCUUGGCAGCACAGAUGAGUAAGUGGAAGACCACUCUUUGUCUAAAACACUUUGAGGGUCAGAUAGUAAUUCCAAUCAUAAAGAUCCAAAGAGGAAUAUUCCAGGGUGACAGCCUCUCACCACUUCUCUUCUUCUUGACCAUAGAUCCGCUUAGUAAAAUCUUGAACAACAUAAACACUGGCUAUGACCUAAGCAAAAGCAGAAGCAGAAGAGAGAAUGAAAGAGUGAACCACCUGCUCUUCAUGGAUGACCUGAAGUUAUUUGCAGAUUCAGAAGAAAAAUUGGAAGAAUUAGUUAUAACAGUCCACCAAUAUGCAUGGAAUUUGGGUUGGACAAGUGUGUCAAGAGUACAAUAAAGAGAAGGAAGAAAGUAACAUCAGAAGGCAUAAAGGUAGAGGAAGGCAUGUUUGUUGAAGACCUGGCAGAGGAAUCUGCAUAUAAGUACUUGGGAAUAGAAGAAAACAGUGGUAUAGAACACAAUUAGGUGAGAGAAAAGAUAAAGAAAGAAUAUAUCAGCCACUUAAAGAAUUAACACCAAAGAACAAGAUCACUGCCAUAAACCAGCUGGCAAUACCAUUGGUGCCAUAUGGUUUUGGCAUUGUAGACUGGCCACAAGGUGAGUUAGACAGGAUGGAUAUUAAAUCCAGGAAGAAUCUCACCCUACAUAAAGUCACGUACAGACACCAGUGUAUGGACAGAAUAUACCUUCCUCGCAGAGAAGGUGGAUUAGGCCUGACUGAGAUCAACCGGGCCUACAGAGCAGCAAUAGUAAGUAUAGGGCAGUACUUAAAAAGCUCUGAAGACGAAAAUAUCAAAAAGGUUGCCCAACACCAUAAUGAAGCCCUGAGCCAACUAACAUCAAUAACAAAACUGGCCAAGAACUUUGCAGGAAGAUAUAUAGAAGGAGGUGCUGAGACCUGAUAUUGUGAUCUGGAGCAAGGAGGAAUAAACAGCAAAGGUUAUAGACGUGACAGUACCCAGUGACUUUGGCCUCAAUAGAGCUGAAAGGGAUAAAACAACAAAAUACCAAGACCUGAAGAAUGACCUGAAAAGCACAUGGGAACUGAAGGAAAUAGAAAAAAAUACCUUUGGUGGUAGGAGCAACAGGACUUAUAAAGAAAAAUCUGAGAAAAUAUCUUCAGGGUACACGAAGUUACCCAGUAUAAAUGAGCUGCAGAUUGCUGCCCUCAAAGCAAUGGUAAACACCUUGAAACGAGCCCUUGGAUAUAAGGCUAGUGGAAUUUAGAGGUGCAACUAUAGACCCAAGGCUGGGGCCCAUUGCACCUCUGAUAUAAAUUGAAAAUUAAGAAAAACAAGCCAGAGAGAAACCAUAUAGUUGCUCUAUAUGUCAAAGAAGUUUUUCUUAACCAAGUCCUCUUAAAAGACACGAGAAUUCACACUAGACAGAAACUGUUUACUUGAUCUCUGUCCAAGUAGUUUUUAUUACAUGAUUUUAUUUAACUUGACUUCUGAGUCUGUUUUGAAUGAAGGUGUCUCAAAAGGUGUGUGAAAACCCAUGCUAGAAAGAAGUCAUAUCCUGUAUCUGCACUUGGUUUCCAAGAAGUCUUUUUUUCAUUAGGUUCAUCUUAGAAUGAAUGUGUUAGCUCGGAAGAAAGACGUCAUUUUUCCACUCGAUGUUGAAACAGUUUUCUCUUGUAGAUUCAUAACAUAUGUGAGUACUUAUGUAGGAUGGAUAUUGUUCUUUUACACUGCUUGUUGUACUUUUGUCUUGUAUUCUGCAAAUCAAAGUUAUUGGUUCUGAAUGCCAGACUGUUUUUCAGGUGUCAGAAUGCACAAAGUCACUCAUCAGAGAGGAUGUUCAGUUGCACUGACAGAUUUUUUAAUGUUUUGCACCCCAAAGUAAGUUGCACUUGAUGUGGAGAUAAUUGUUGUGAACUUGUCUGCAAAAUCUGUAGAAAAAAAAGGCAACAGUAACCUAAGGGACGAUAAAAAGAAAAACUUUAUUUAUAUUUUUAUGGUGCAAUUCAUGACCAUACUCAUUGCUGUUACUCAAAGAAGAGAAGGAGAAUGUGGAGGAGGGUCUCACUGAAAAUGCAGAUGAAGGCUCUUCAUUUCCAGUCUUUUUUAGAAGUCA